Molecule: messenger RNA, 397 nt
Organism: Diversispora eburnea
Lineage: Eukaryota; Fungi; Glomeromycota; Glomeromycetes; Diversisporales; Diversisporaceae
Source: the annotation of a GenBank genome assembly
AAGAUCAGUUCAAUGGUAUCAAGUGUUUCAAAAUUGGAUACAACAAAAACGCAAUAUAAUUGAAUUGUAUACUCAUCUUGACAAACGUGCAAUGUUUCGUACGUUGGGAUGUACAAAUAUUACUCUAUAUAACAAUAACAUUUCUUAUGAUGAAUUUUGGACAAAUGCAACUAAUUCUGAAAAAGAUCGUGAAACAAUUACCAAUUUAUAUAUGGAAGGAUUUUUAAAAAUAUCUUUACGAGACUCAUUAAACAAAUCAGUUGAUACCUCUUAUGUAUUUUGGAAUUGCUUUCGUAAUAGUUAUAAUGCAAAUCCUAAAGGAAUAAAUGGAAAAAUAUGUAUGUUAUCAAUAAUUGGAGAAGAUUUUACAUAUAAAGAAAUAAUUGAAAAAUUAGAG